This is a messenger RNA of Alligator mississippiensis (American alligator), 795 nucleotides long. It is a transcript of the gene CRABP1, whose product is annotated as cellular retinoic acid binding protein 1. Lineage: Eukaryota; Metazoa; Chordata; Crocodylia; Alligatoridae. Gene Ontology annotation, biological process: fatty acid transport. Gene Ontology annotation, cellular component: cytosol; nucleus. The transcript is spliced from 4 exons. Gene Ontology annotation, molecular function: fatty acid binding. Bases 96 to 509 code for a protein of 137 amino acids. The record is from RefSeq and is a predicted model, not a curated record.
CACUCGGCGGCGCCGCGUCCGCCCCGCUCACAAGGUGCCCGCGCCGCCACCAGCCCGACAGCCGCCCCCACGGACCGCACCGGACCAGCCCCGCCAUGCCCAGCUUUGCCGGCACCUGGAAGAUGAAGAGCAGCGAGAACUUCGACGAGCUCCUCAAGGCGCUGGGUGUGAACGCCAUGCUGCGCAAGGUGGCCGUGGCCGCCGCCUCCAAGCCGCACGUGGAGAUCCGCCAGGACGGCGACCGCUUCUACAUCAAGACGUCCACCACGGUGCGCACCACCGAGAUCAGCUUCACCGUGGGCCAGAGCUUCGAGGAGGAGACUGUGGACGGCCGCAAGUGCCGGAGUUUGGCCACUUGGGAGAAUGAAAACAAGAUCUAUUGCAAACAAACCCUUAUUGAGGGAGAUGGUCCUAAAACAUACUGGACUCGGGAAUUAUCUAACGAUGAGCUGAUUUUGACUUUUGGUGCCGAUGAUGUUGUGUGCACGAGAAUUUAUGUAAGAGAAUAAAGAACUUCAGCUUCCUCGCCCCAUGGAUGCAGUGGAGAAUCAAGAGGCAGGCAUCGUGCGGAGUUCCUGCAUAACAAAUAUCUGUGUGUGCUGUCACUUAUGCAGCAUUGUACGUGCCCGUGUGUGUCAUAUUUGAACCCCUGACUGCCGUUCAGUGUGUUUUGCUUUUGUAUAAUGAACACUGUUCCUCCCACUUUUAUGCCAUCACUUUUCCUGUUCACUUCGUAUUUUGUAGUUGCCAGUCAGUAUAGUUUGGUCAGUUAUUAAAUUAAUUGGGCAUAACUCA